CGCUCCCAACUCCCCGCUCCCAGCUCCCUGCUCCCAGCUCCCUGCUCCCAGCUCCCUGCUCCCCGCUCCCAGCUCCCUGCUCCCCGCUCCCAACUCCCCGCUCCCAGCUGCCCGCUCCCAGCUGCGGCGGGGUUGGGAUGCGAGCGCUGGGGCCGCAGAGCUCGCUGGCUCUGGGGGUCUUCGUGUCCCUCCUGUGCCCCCCCCCAGCCCCGGCUGAGACCUACACGGCCAUGGCCAGCGUCCGCCGGGCUCUGGGCAGCGAGGGUCGCCUGCUGCGCCGCCUGCGAGCCUACCUGGGGCAGGAGAGCGCCCGGCUGCACCGCCUGGCCAGGUUCUAUGAGAAGGUCCAGGCCCUGCACCAGCACCCCGAGGCCUCAGUGGACAACCCCUUGCUGGCCUUCAGCCUCAUCAAGCGUCUUCACUCCGACUGGGCCAAUGUUGUCUACAGUGAGGAGGCCUCUGAGAACAGCCAGGCGCUCCAGGAGGGCUUCCAGGAGGUGGAAGAGGAACUGCCUGGGGCUGAGGACCUGGCCGGGGCCGCUCGGGCGCUGAUGCGGCUGCAGGAUGUCUACGGCCUGAGCGUCAAGGGCAUGGCCCAGGGCAGCUUCCAGCCAGCUGCCUCCGGCUGCCCUCCGCUCUACAGCCCCGAGCACACAGCUGCCCUCACUGCCGACGACUGCUUCCACGUGGGCAAGGUGGCCUAUGACACAGGUGACUUCUACCACUCCAUCCCCUGGCUGGAGGAGGCUGUUGGUCGCUUCCGCCGGUCCCGCGGCAGCUGGCAGCCGGAGGAGGGCAGCAGCCUGCAGGCUGCCCUGGACCAUCUUGCCUUCGCCUACUUCAGGGCUGGAAACAUCUCCCAUGCCCUGAGCCUCUCCAAGGAGUUCCUCCACUACGAGCCCAGCAACCAGCGGCUGGCGAGGAACGUGGCCAAGUACCAGGAGCUGCUGGCGCUGGGGCGGGCGGCCGAGGCCGUGCCCCUGCGGCGCCCCAACGGCACCCAGCUGCGGAGCCGCGAUGCCUACGAGGAGCUGUGCCAGCGCCCCGGGGGGCAGCCGUACCUGGAGCGGCUCCCGCGGCUCAGCUGCUCCUACGAGACCAACGGCAGCCCCUACCUGCUGCUGCAGCCUGCCAAGAAGGAGCUGGUGCAGGCCCAGCCCCACGUGGCUCUGUACCACGACUUCAUCAGUGACAGCGAGGCCGAGACCAUCAAGGGGCUGGCAGGGCCUUGGCUGCAGAGGUCUGUGGUGGCAUCGGGGGAGCAGCAGCAGGAAGCUGAGUACCGAAUAAGCAAAAGCGCCUGGCUGAAGGCCUCGCUGGACCCGGUGCUGGCGGCGCUGGAGAGCCGAAUCGCUGCCCUGACCGGGCUGGACCUGCGCCCGCCCUACGCAGAGCACCUGCAGGUGGUCAACUACGGCCUGGGAGGCCACUACGAGCCACACUUCGACCACGCCACGUCCCUGAAGAGUCCCCUGUACAGGAUGAAGUCAGGCAACAGGAUUGCCACCGUCAUGAUCUACCUGAGCUCGGUGCAGGCUGGAGGCUCCACGGCCUUUAUCUAUGCCAACUUCAGUGUGCCCGUGGUGAAGAACGCAGCUCUCUUCUGGUGGAACCUGCGUCGGAGCGGGGCCGGCGAUGGGGACACUCUGCACGGAGCCUGCCCGGUCCUGGCAGGGGACAAGUGGGUGGCCAACAAAUGGAUCCAUGAGCACGGGCAGGAGUUUCGGCGCCCCUGCGGAGCUGACCCGAGCGACUGAGCCCACCCUGGUGGCGCUGAGCCCACCCGUGGGGGGCAGAACUCGCCCAUGGGGGGGGCAGAGCCCACCUGUGGGUGGCAGAGCCCUCCCGUGGGGGGCAGAGCCCACCUGUGGGUGGCAGAGCCCUCCCGUGGGGGGCAGAGCCCUCUCGCAGAGGACUGAGCUCUGCUCUGGGAGACGGAGCUCACCCGUGGGGGACUGAGCCCAUCCGUGGAGGCGCUGACGCCACCUGUGGGGGACUGAGCCCACCCGUGGGGGACAGAACACACUCCUGGGGGACUGAGCUCAUCCGUGGGUAGCAGAGCCCACGCGUGGGGGACAGAGCGGCGCUGGUCCAGCGUGUCCCCAGGGCUGAUGCCACGGGGAGGUGAGGAGGUGGCCGUGACCUGCGAUGCCCUCUGGGGCUGGUGCCACCUGCUGAGCCCUGGCUGAAGGCAGCCACAAUAAAGUGACCCUCAGCUGGA
Messenger RNA from Pogoniulus pusillus (Red-fronted tinkerbird), 2221 nucleotides. RefSeq names its product prolyl 4-hydroxylase subunit alpha 3 (gene P4HA3). Gene Ontology annotation, biological process: peptidyl-proline hydroxylation to 4-hydroxy-L-proline. NCBI's taxonomy places the organism in Eukaryota, Metazoa, Chordata, Aves, Piciformes, Lybiidae. The record is from RefSeq and is a predicted model, not a curated record. Gene Ontology annotation, molecular function: iron ion binding; procollagen-proline 4-dioxygenase activity; protein binding. The coding region runs from base 138 to 1757 and encodes 539 amino acids. Gene Ontology annotation, cellular component: endoplasmic reticulum. The transcript has 13 exons.